GUAGGCGGAAGGGGGGGGGCCGCGUGACCGAGAGGAGGAGGUUGACGUGGGAAACCACAUUUCCCAUAAUGCAUCUGACUGGCUCUGUUCCUCCUCUGCUCUGUUUUAAUUCGGUUUGGUUACCAGUGAGCAGAGGCUCCAGGGUGAGUCUGCUGCGGAGGAAGGGGUUUUCACGGAAGUAUUUCAAAUUUCUCUGAUUAGAGGAAGCAACUAAUGCUGAGACACCUGUCCAAAAUGGAAGCUUAGCUGAUUCCUCCACCAUGAAUGCAGAGAGCGCUGGAUCAAAAAAGCAUUCGGUGCUGCCUCCCAUAAUCCCUGAGAGUGAGAAGGAAUUUCUGGAGAGCAUCCAGAGCUACAUCAUUUCAGAAAUCGAGAAAGUCGGCUGUACCGAAGAAGGACCAGCUGAGCAGUAUUAUAUCAUAUACAAAAAUGUGUUUGAAAUGAUAAUUGAGCAUGUUAAUACCUACAAGGGCAUCCUGACUACAAUCAAGCAGGAAUACGAUUCUUUUAUAGAAGCACUCAAAAAGGGCCAGCGAACUGCCUUUUAUCUACAUGGGAAACUUAAAGUUAUUGCCUGUGAACCUUCAACUCUCAUGUAUUAUAGGAAGAGAGUUUCUCAACUGACAGAGAAGAUAAGAACAAUUGAAAACAAUUCUGAAAGAAUGGAGUCCCUCAUACAGAAAAUAAGAACCUUAAGAACGGAAGCAUCAAAAGCAUCUUCAAGCCCAAAGAAGAUCAACCCUGCUAAGCACAUACCAGGUCUCAACCAGAAAGAUUCCCUCGACAUAGAUGCCCUUACUAAGCAUCUUGCUCUUCUACAAAAGAAGGCGAAAGAGCUGAAAGUAGACAUGCUGACCAAAUACAUCCCCCUGGAGAACCUGGAGGGGGUCCAAGUGGAUCUACUGCGGGCUCUGGCCGAGAGAGAGAAAGCCGAAGCAGAGAACGAGAAGCUGAAAUUUUGCUUUUACCGAAUAACGCAGUUCUCAAAUGUCGUAGGAACGUGGGAGAAUACGGACAAGAGCGUUGAGACCCUGCAGAACUUGCUUCUGCAAAUGAUAGAAAAUGAGAAAGAGGCAAAAGGUGCAGUUGCCACCAGCAUCUCAAGUGUAUUUGAGCGUGACCCUUCCAAAAGCAAAGAGGCCGAAGAUCUGAUUGAAUACAUUGAAAGGUUCAAUGAAUUAUUUUCCCGUGGUCAGUAUGAGGCUGCAGCAAUAUUCGCAGUAAACUGUCCAAGAGGAAUCCUCCGGAAUGAAGAAAUCCUGGAGAAAUUUAGAGCCGUCGGCCCCAUUAAAGGGAAGACCCUCCCUCUGCUUAUCUACUGCGAAGGUCUCAUAAACAUAUGCACGGCCGCUAAGUAUCCUCUUUCCGAAUAUUUGACUGCGGAAGCCAUCAAAUGCGCCUUAUCAGAGAGACGGCUAGAUCUGGUGAUGUACUGGGUCACCCAGCUAGACCUGGCAUUCUCGGAGGCAGCUGGUGACGCAAUUUACCAGUAUGUGGACGUGGAUAAGCACCACGUGUCCCAGUGCUACGCCCUGGCUCAGAUUGUCUACUCAAAGUGUGGGGCACACACAAAAGCUGCCCUGUGUUUGUGCAAGCAGGACCAGGUCUUUGGAGCCAUGGACUACCUGCACCAAUUCAAGCACUUCCCCACAGAGGAUUAUAUCUUCUUGAUGAAGAGUUGUCCUAGCGUGCAACUCCUUCGCUGCCUCACUCAGGAGUGGGAUGGGAAACCGGCUGUUCUGUCCCUUGGCACAACACUCCUCACGCUCCUCGGCACAGAACACAAGAUCUACUGCCUACGCCUUUUGGAGGAACUGGCCAAAGACGAAAGAGGGGACUUGGAAAAACUGAUUGUGAGCGAUUCAGACUGUACAGUGGAGGGGUGGAAGAAGAUAGCCGAAAUAUGCCUGGAUAGCAGAAGAGAAAAGUUAUCGAAGCUUCUCAUCUCGAUCCUUGCUGCACAGGAAGGAGUGGUUGAAGUUCCUUUAGAUGAUGAGGAUGCCAAGUUAAUGGAACACGUCUUUUGGUGAUUUCCCUACAAAGCACACAGUGGGAGCUCUUUGUCUUAGGAGUUGUGUUAGCUGCUUGAAUGAGACAUGUAAACUCCUGUUAAUUCUCUUCCUUUUUAAAAACCAUAAAGUAUUUAAUAUGUUUGUGCCUA
Messenger RNA from Hemicordylus capensis (graceful crag lizard), 2161 nucleotides. RefSeq names its product clathrin heavy chain linker domain containing 1 (gene CLHC1). The coding region runs from base 261 to 2030 and encodes 589 amino acids. The record is from RefSeq and is a predicted model, not a curated record. NCBI's taxonomy places the organism in Eukaryota, Metazoa, Chordata, Lepidosauria, Squamata, Cordylidae. The transcript is spliced from 12 exons.